Arvicola amphibius (Eurasian water vole) is the source of this 963-nucleotide messenger RNA. It is a transcript of the gene C9H2orf92, whose product is annotated as chromosome 9 C2orf92 homolog. Bases 1 to 963 code for a protein of 320 amino acids. NCBI's taxonomy places the organism in Eukaryota, Metazoa, Chordata, Mammalia, Rodentia, Cricetidae. The record is from RefSeq and is a predicted model, not a curated record. The transcript is spliced from 8 exons.
AUGAGCGACACUGUGUUCUUCUCCUUUGUACUCUUCCUGGGCAGCCAGUGGGGCGCAGAGCCCCACUCUAUCCCUGUGACUGAAGGUGUGGAGAACAGCUUUUCCUCCAGUUCAAGGCAUCUCGAGGAAGAUUUGGCUAAACUAUUUGAUGAGAUCCUGCUGCAGGUGUUUCCCAGCAAUCUAGAUGACAUGUCAAACGAUGCAAGAACAGCUGGCAGACUGAUCACCUGGAGAGAGGCAAAUGAAACUCAUGUCCUCCCGAACAGCUUCAACAAUUCUGAAUUUGCAUCAAGUUCACAUCUGGCUAAGUUGUUCGAUGAGAUCCUGCUGCAGGUCUUUUCUAACGACCCCAAAUAUUUAUCAAAAGAAGACACAAGAGCAGCUGAUGAGCUAGUUACAUGGAGAGACACCAGUGAAAGUCAGGGUGUAGGCAUGGGCACAGUGGUUCCCAUACCCAACAGUGUGUCAGCCAUGGGGAACAGGUUGGAGGGUGGGAGACCCUUAUUAAAAGCUCUCAUUCUUACCAUCCACCAAGAACCUCUAAAAGUGGAGCCCAGGAUUCUACAUGUUUCUAUGCAUUUGCAGAGUGUCACAGCCAGGGACCACUUCCUGGCGAUUAGAACCCUUGAGUUAGAUGCUCUGGGGAUGCUCACACUGAUCCUUGUGUCUUCCCGUUUAGAUGUUUACACUGAGCGUCUACCUUGCAGAGAGCUGCUGAGCUUCCUGCAAAAGAACAUCAUCACUGCGGCCGUUGCUGUGGCUGCAAUCCUCCUGGUCACAACAUUGGUGGUGCUUGCGUUGGUCACGUACAUAAGGCGGAAGAAGGCCAGGUAUCCACCAGCAAACAUGACAUACAAUAUUUUUAUAAUGAAUGGGAAGACUUGGUGGCAAAAGCCCGAGGAAAGGUACAUCAGAAAAUUCACAGGAAAGCAGAAACACCUGAAGUGUAAUUCCUCCGUCUAA